AUGAAGGACGAGCAACUCAUGCAACUACAGAAGCGCAUCUACGACAUGGAAGGGAUUGGAAAGGACAUGGAGAAGGAAAUGCAUGGUUUGCGAGACGAGCUCAAUCGCCGGUGCCUUCGUGCAGAGCUUGCCGAACAGGAAGCCGAGGACUUUCGUCGUCGCGUGCGAGAUCUUGAGCAUCAGCUGAUUGAAAAGAGCAAAAUGAUGCAGGAACUCAUGCUUGACUCGUCCGCAUCAACGUCCUCGGUCAGACAUCCUUUCACCCGCUUCAUGACACUCACAAUUCUCUUACCUACGCGCGCCGACUCCGUGACGAUGCUUCAAAACGGGAAAUCCAUCCGAGCACAUGCCACCGAGGUCAAUUCGGUGUGCUUUAGCGGCAGUGGCAAGGUGGCGGCGUUCACUGCCAGCAGUGACGGCACCCCGCUCAUUUUCGUGCGCGUCUCCGAAGACGGCGAACUUGUGCUCAGUGAGAAGAACUAG
This is a messenger RNA of Aphanomyces invadans, 483 nucleotides long. RefSeq lists its product as hypothetical. The record is from RefSeq and is a predicted model, not a curated record. NCBI's taxonomy places the organism in Eukaryota, Oomycota, Saprolegniomycetes, Saprolegniales, Verrucalvaceae. The coding region runs from base 1 to 483 and encodes 160 amino acids. The transcript has 4 exons.